UGUAAAUCAAAUAAUAAAACAAAACGUUUUACACGAAUUUAUCUCUAAUAUCACCCUGCAAGUUUCACGACUAAAUAAUCAUAAAAAAUAAAUGUACGUUUUGUACACAGGCCACGACAUUUAUCAACAAAAUAUUAUAAGUAUUUCAAAAAUACGUCAUUGUGUUCUCGAUUUCUGGAUAAGAAUAACGUUUCACCGCCAUUUUGAUAUAAUUUUCAAGAAAAAAUAUGGCUGAAAACACAGUUCAGGAGGGAGUUGGAGAUGGUCAACAAUAUAAAGGAAUAACAGAAUAUACUCUUGUGAAUGUUGACAGUCUCGGUCAAGUGACUGACGGUGGUGGCGAAAACCAAGUGAUUUACCUGCAAGCCCCAUACAACAUCAUAUCAGAGGCUGGCACACAAUUUGUAGAAAAGUUGACAUAUACUCAGCUUGAAGAUGAUGGAGGUGGCGGCGCAGGUGAUGGUACACAACAAGAAAACAUCGACCCCCAGGCUGUCUACUUGCAACUUGCUCCUGCAGGCGCUCCUAUUGAAGAAUCACAAUUACAAGUAUUCCCUAAUAAGGAUGUUAUCGACAUCAAGCCACCUGUCGGCAAGGGGCCUUUCAAUUGUGAAUUUUGCGACAAGAAAUUCACAAAAUGGAAUCAACUGCAGCGCCAUCUUAGAAGCCACGCUGACGACAAACCCUUCCGUUGUACUCAAUGUAGCUCCACCUUUAACCAUGAAAGCAACCUGGUCCUCCAUCAAGCCACUCAUAACACGGAUGAUCCAGUUUGCCCGGAAUGUGGAAAAAAGUUCUCACGUGUCGCCAGUCUUAAGUUUCAUAUUAUGAUGCAUGAAAAGGAAGAAAAUCUGAUGUGUACAGAGUGCGGGGAUGAGUUCAGUUUACAGCCUCAACUUGACAAGCAUAUGCAAGAACACAGAGAUGAGCAAGUUGGUUCCAGAGUAUAUGCUUGUAAACAAUGCUCAUUGGAGUUCAUGAAAAUGUCACUUCUCCGCGAACAUAUGAAAACUCAUUACAAGAAAAGAUCCUCACAUUCUGUUAAGCACCACAGGCAGAGGGUUGACAGGUCUGGGUUCACACAGAAAUGCUCUCACUGUAAUAAAACUUUCCAGAAACCCAGUCAAUUGGAGCGACAUACGAGAAUACACACAGGCGACAGGCCAUAUAAGUGUUCUUUGUGUGAUAAAACAUUCAACCAGAAAGGAGCAAUGCAGACCCAUAUGGUUAAACACACGGGUGCCAAGCCCUUCCAGUGUGACUUCUGCCCAUCAAAGUUUGCUCAAAAAGGAAACCUUAGAGUCCAUAUCCAGCGAGUUCACACUCAAAGUCAAGAUGGAGAAGGCCUUGUGUAUAACUGCAGUGAAUGUAGCUGUAUGUUCAAGAAACUUGGAUCUCUAAAUGCUCAUAUGAGUAGACAGCAUUCAGAAUUGGAGAAUGUGAAUAUGGGAAUGAUAAACGAAAAUUUGAUCACCCAGCCUGCUCUACACGAUGGUGGGGGUCAGAUGGUGGGGGGCAGUCAGAAGAAGGACACUAGGGGAGUGCUGGAUGUCAUACGUCAACUUGUCGAACUCAGUGAGGAUACUGACCCUGAAGCCACUCAACAACAGAUACAACAGAUUGCAGUCGAGGGUAACAUCAGCCAUGAUAUUCUGAGGGAAGCUUUAGAGAACAGUGGGCUCACUGCAGUACCAUUAGACAAUAUUCAGGGUGGGCCUCCUAAAUCUGAUGCACCUGCACCUACAAUUAAUGUCACAACUUCUCACCAGCAGACUACACAGCCUCAACAUAAUGAGGGUCUUCCAAAUCUUGUAAUGAAAUCGGGAGUCCAGUCUGUGAUGACAAUUCAUGAUCCACUCUCUGGAGUCCCCAAGAAACAUUUCAUAAGAAAGGUGGCAGGAGUGAGGUGGCAUCAGUGUACCUAUUGCUCAAAGGAAUUUAAGAAACCCAGUGAUCUUGUGAGACAUACAAGGAUACAUACUCAUGAAAAGCCCUACAAAUGCACUCAGUGUUUCAGGUCGUUUGGUGUAAAAAGCACACUUACUGCGCAUUUAAAGACUCACUCUGGUGUGAAAGAGUUUAAAUGUCAAGUGUGUGAUAAACAUUUCUCAACACAUGGAAGUCUUAAAGUGCAUCUUAGACUACAUACAGGGGCUACACCUUAUGAGUGUCCGCAUUGUGAUAGAAAAUUCCGAACCUCUGGACACGCGAAGACUCACAUACAAUCUCACUUCAAGGACAAUGCUAACAGGAAACCAAGGAGGACCAUCAAGCGAACCUCUAAACCAGAAAUUCCAAUGCCAGAUAUACCUUUACAGGAACCAAUUCUCAUCACUGACACAGGUUUAAUACAGCAGCCCCCAAGAGGGAGCCAGAUGUUCUCACAGUUCCUCUCAGAGUCAGGAAGUGUUGACCGACCAUUUAAAUGUGGUUACUGCUCUAGGGGAUUCAAGAAAUCCAGUCAUUUAAAACAACAUAUAAGGUCACACACAGGCGAAAAGCCAUAUAGAUGUCUUACCUGUCAGCGUUCAUUCGUCUCCAGUGGGGUGCUAAAAUCUCAUAUCCGCACACACACCGGGGUCAAGUCCUACAAAUGUAUCGUCUGUUCGACAAUGUUCACAACAAACGGUAGUUUGAAGCGCCAUAUGUCAACACACAGUGAAGUUCGUCCCUUUAUGUGUCCAUACUGCCAGAAAACAUUUAAGACAUCAGUGAACUGUAAAAAGCACAUGAAAACACACAAGGGAGAGUUAGCGCUGCAAGCCAUGCAGGAACAGCAGUUACAGAAUGGCCCUCAGAUCUCACAGAAACAAUUGGAACAGAUGCAGGCCCAGGUGACCAGGGUAGAAGAGGUCCAUGCCCAGCAUGCACCACAGCCUCAGCAACAAGAGGUGUUAACAGAUAUGCCCCAGUCAAUAGAGGAACAGAACAUCAUGCAGCAACAGCCUGAUAUCUCAACUCAACAGCAACAUCAAGCAGAUAUUGCCCAGGACCAGAGUGGACAGUUAGCUACCAUGACAACCCCUAUACUGAACCAAACAGUGGUUAGCUCAGACCUUGUUCAGGCAGCAGUGAUUCACAAUGUCCAGGACUCUCUCAUAGAGCAACAACUAAACAAUACUCUCAACCAACAGAUGUAUGGACAACACACCUUGACUUCAACCAACCUCUCCCAACAGCAGACAUUGUUGACCAACACUCAAGCCAUGUACAGUAAUCCCAAUCUCAACCAGCUGAACCUUACUACACUUGGCCAAACACUGAAUGCCCAGUCCAAUGUCAUGCAGCCUAAUAUUGACAUCAGUACAUUUACAAAUGGAUUAGGCCAGGGGUCAGCGUCACAAAAUCUGGCUCCCACUUCACAAACAUUGACCAGUACAAAUAUCCUGAAUAUUCUACAAGACACGCAAAAGGUUGUCGACCAUGAUGAUGAUGAUGAUGACAAUGAUGAGGAUGAUAUGGCAGACAAUGUUGGAGCAUCUGAUAAUGAAAAUGAACCUGAGGAGGACCAUGUUACAGACAAGAAGAAUCACAUUUGCCCAUACUGCCAGAAAGGCUUUAAAAAGAGCAGCCAGCUGAAACAGCAUGUCAGAUCCCACACAGGAGAAAAGCCCUACAAAUGCCCCCAGUGCCAGCGUAUGUUUGUCUCAUCAGGAGUCCUCAAGGCUCAUAUGAUCACACAUACAGGACGCAAAGAUUUCAGAUGCCCAAUAUGCCAGACUGAUUUUACGACCAAUGGUUCAUUGACUCGCCAUAUGGUGAUCCAUAGUGCGAUAAGACCAUAUAGAUGUCACUACUGUAAUGAGUCAUUCAGGACGACAGCUCUAUGUAAGAAGCACAUGAAGAGUCACUCGGAAACAAUUGAUGAUGAUGAUUCAGAGAACAGAAGAAGUGCAAGAUCAAAUGUUGUGAAGAUAACUUCUGAAGAAGCUGAGGAAUUAAGUAAGACACAGCCUGAUAGAGAUAUGAGUAUUUCAGAGCGUAUCUUAAUUCAGUCAGCUGCAGAAAAAGAAAGAAUCAGCGAGGUUCAAACAGCCGAUAAAGUUGAGAAGGCCCCGAAGUUUGCCCAUCAAUGCGAGGAGUGUCCAAAGAGUUUUAAGAAACCUAGUGAUCUUGUACGCCAUUUGAGAAUCCAUACAGGAGAGAAGCCAUUUGAAUGCAGUCAAUGUAGCAGAAGAUUCACAGUGAAGUCAACAUUAGAUUGUCACAUGAAGACACAUCUUGGAAGUGAAAAACGUUACAAAUGCCAUGUAUGUAACUCUGCGUUUGCCACUAGAGGGAGCCUCAAGGUCCACAUGCGACUACAUACAGGAGCUAAACCCUUCAAGUGUCCACAUUGUGAGGAGAGGUUCCGUACAUCCGGCCACAGGAAGUGUCAUAUUCUCACCCACUUCAAGGUCCAAUCUCCAGUGAAGACCACUGGAAGGAAACGCUCCGAUGCAUCAACAUUACAACCUAUGAAUAUACUAAAUACUGACCAGCAGCAACAGGUGGGUAUUCCUCCGAACCAGCAGCAAGUGAUCAAUGUUGACCAGAACAUGAUUCAGAAUGUUCCUAUCUCUCUCAUUACUGACCAGUCAGGCUACAUGAUGGACCAGAACCAGGGACCACAAGUCUUCCAGGGACUUGAAGGGAUCCAACUACAACUAACAGGAAACAUCAACCAAGGCAUUCAGAUCACAGGGCUUGAUCCAAGUCUCCUCACUCAACCGCUGCAGAUUGACGCCUCCCUUCUGCAACAGCUACAGACUCAGGGCAAUCUCAGUGUUACCCUUAAUCCUAAUGUACUCGGCCAAGCGAUGCAGACUGCAGAUCCUAAUCUAGUACAGAAUAUCCAGGUUUCAACUGCUGACAUGAUGUCGCAGAAUUCAAUCAUAAUUCAACACCCAACAUCAGAGCAGGCAGGGGAGGAUGCUAACCAGAUUCAAGAGCCUGUCGAAUCUCAGCCAAUGGUUAUUGAUGCACAAGAUAUUGAACCGCAGCCUAGUACCUCACAAGCCCAACAGGAGGCGCCACAGGACCAAGAAGUUGACACACUACAAGAAGAUGAAUCUAGCAAAGCUGUUGAGGAACUAACUGUAUUAGAGAUCAACAACGACAAUCAGAACCAAGAGAAACUCCAACAAGAUGAGGUCCAAUUGGUCACCCUGAACUCAAGUGAUAUUAACAAGAUUAAUGUUGAACAAACUCACUCUGUGACAAUUGUGCCACCAGAUCCAGAUUUUGCUCAUCCAGACAAUACACCCGACAGACCUCAUACGUGUGGGAUUUGCAAGAAAACCUUCAAACGAUUGGGUCACCUCAAGGAACAUAUGGGUGUACAUGACCCUAAUUUAGCCAACCCUAAACGCAAGGUGAUGACGCAAAAAUGCCAACAUUGUGGCAAGGCAUUCAACAAGCCAAGUCAACUGGAGAGACAUAUAAGAAUACAUACCGGUGAGCGACCAUUCCAAUGUAAAGUGUGCGCAAAACGCUUCAACCAAAAGAAUGCCUUAAUGAUCCACAUGCGAAAUCAUACAGGCCAGAAGGACUAUCAAUGCACAUACUGCGAAAGCCGGUUUACGCAGAAAGGCAAUCUUAAGACGCAUAUAAAACGUGUUCAUCAUUCUGAUAUGGUUGAGAGUAUGAACAUUCAGCGUGAUGCUUCAAGAACUGGCGGCCAGAAUCCAAUGAUCGUUCACAAUAUCGUUCAGGGGACGUCCGAUAUCGACGUAGAUAAUGUCAUUACGGAACUAUUUCCUCAAGGGAGAGAAUAUGAAUAUCAGUAGAUGUAAGAGCAGGGUGCAUGUUAAAUAAAGAAAUAGUUCUCAUGUUAUUGUCCUAUAUACGGUGAGACCUGUAAAGUAGAACACCUCUGAAAGUGAAACACCUCCAUAAGUCAAACACCUUUAUGAGUACGAGUGCCAUGACCAAAUGACUUACUUUAAACAAACCUCUAUAAGUGGAACACCUCUGAACUGGAACACUUUGUAGACAUACCAAAUGUUUUCCACUUAAACAUAUUUCACUG
This is a messenger RNA of Owenia fusiformis, 6010 nucleotides long. The record is from the annotation of a GenBank genome assembly. NCBI's taxonomy places the organism in Eukaryota, Metazoa, Annelida, Polychaeta, Sabellida, Oweniidae.